This is a messenger RNA of Strongylus vulgaris, 458 nucleotides long. The record is from the annotation of a GenBank genome assembly. Lineage: Eukaryota; Metazoa; Nematoda; Chromadorea; Rhabditida; Strongylidae.
AUGAGAGAGUUUUUCAGAGAUAUCUCACGUGUAUAUACAGCAAACUCUGGCGUGUAUACUCCACCUCUCAAAGUCAGCUCGUACAUGGUGUUAUUCUUCUAUAUUCUGACUCCUAUUGCUACUCUUGCCUGUGCUAUCCGAUGGCUGGUGUAUUUCUACUGGACAAUAGAUUUCGAUCAUCUCAUGGAAAUUCACUGGAUUACCAAUGACAUCGUCUCUCUUGUCGCGAACAUUCUACAAUUGUUGUUUUUCAUGGGGGUAUUCGCAUUUACAUGGUACUUAACGGACGAUAGACUCGACGCUCAUCAUAAAGCGCAUGCUCGUGGAGACAUCGCAAUCCUUUUCGGGUGUUGUUUCGUGCUAUUUGUAAAACUAGUAGGUGUAAUGCUUCUUAAGAACAUCGUAUGCAUGGUAACUUAUGGUAACCUUACCAGAUCCUGCAAUCAAUUGAAAUAGAA